This is a messenger RNA of Mercenaria mercenaria, 1263 nucleotides long. RefSeq lists its product as uncharacterized. The record is from RefSeq and is a predicted model, not a curated record. Gene Ontology annotation, molecular function: nucleic acid binding. The transcript has a single exon. Lineage: Eukaryota; Metazoa; Mollusca; Bivalvia; Venerida; Veneridae. The coding region runs from base 1 to 1263 and encodes 420 amino acids.
AUGACUGUGACAUUAAAUGAAAGAAAAUCCAUGGAUAUUAAGCAACAUUGUGAGAAAUUGUUAAAAGAGAAAAUAGUUACAAUAAGAGAAUUUUCUAAGUUGAUUGGGAAAAUGGUUGCAGCAGACCCAGGGGUACUGUAUGGACCUUUGCAUUAUAAAGCUUUAGAGAUUGAAAGAGACAGGGCUUUAAAAUUGAAUAUAGGUAAUUUUGACGCUUAUAUAAAAAUAAGUGAACAGGGUGAAGAAUGCUUGAAAUGGUGGUUAGAUAAUAUUGGUCAUGUUUUCAAACCUAUUUCACAUGGGAAUGUUGAUAGAAAAAUUGAAACGGACAGUUCUAUGACUGGUUACGGAGGACAUGAUACGACAUUUAACCGUGUUAUAAGUGGACAUUGGUCAUCCGAUGACAAAAAACAACAUAUAAAUUAUUUAGAACUGAAGGCAGCAUUUUUAUGCCUGCAAUUUUUCUGCGGAGGUGUGCAAAAUGAACAUGUGCAGUUGUACUUGGACAACACAGUUGCCAUAAAAUACCUCUCAAAAAUGGGGGGUAGGAAAAUGCAACUAAAUGAGCUCACAAGAGAAAUUUGGGAAUGGUGCGAAAAGCGUAACAUUUGGCUUUCUGCGUAUCAUAUACCAGGAAAAUUAAACACAACAGCAGACACACUCAGUAGAAUGAGCAAAAAGCUAAAUGAUGACAUGGAAUGGUCAUUACAUGAAAGUGUGUUUAAUUGUAUACAGGAAAAAAUGGGCACAUGUAGUGUUGACCUAUUUGCCUCUGCAGCAAACCACAAACUGGAUCAAUAUGUGUCAUAUGUCCCGGAGGGCCAUGAAAUAGCGGUUAAUGCAUUCUCUUUAUCUUGGUCCAAAGGUCUUAAUUAUAUAUUUCCACCUUUCAGUUUGCUGGGGAAAGUACUUCAAAAAGUAACGGAAGACCAGGCAGAGGCAAUCUUGGUAGCCCCUAUUUUCACAACACAGCCAUGGUUUCCGCGUCUUCUUCAAAUGAUCUGCAGUCAGAGCUACAUACUUCCAAGGAUGGAGAAUUUGUUAACAUCACCAAGGAAGAAAAACCAUCCUCUAGUGUCCAUGAAAAUGGGGGUUUUCAGGAUAUCCGGGAACAUCUUAUUCGUUCAGGACUACCAGAAGAGUCUGCAAAAAUCAUCAUGGCGUCUUGGCGACGGUCAACGCAAGAUCAGUAUGGGUCACAUAUCAAAAAAUGGUUGCGUUUUUGUGGUCAAGAACAAAUUAAUUCAAUUAAACCAUCUAUGA